Molecule: messenger RNA, 5287 nt
Organism: Raphanus sativus (radish)
Lineage: Eukaryota; Viridiplantae; Streptophyta; Magnoliopsida; Brassicales; Brassicaceae
Product: disease resistance-like protein DSC2
Exons: 7
Coding region: 1344-4904 (1186 amino acids)
Biological process (GO): signal transduction; defense response
Molecular function (GO): ADP binding; ATP hydrolysis activity
Source: RefSeq, a predicted model, not a curated record
AAACGUCUCGUCUUUGCAUCAAAAUCUCCUUUCGCCUGUUAACUUCGUCGUCGCCGGAUGGAUCAACCGCCGUCGUUUCCUCACUACCGAAACCCUAAACCCAAUUUCUUCCACCAUCAUCCUCCUCUAAACUCUCCCAGUUUCUUCCAGCGACCUCCUCCUCCUCUGCAAACUCCCAACACUUACUCCACCAUAGCCCCAUCUCCGUCAGCGAUCCGCGACCUCUCCGGCACACUCUACUCUCUACAGUCUGUUAUCAGAAUGUCAACGCACCUUAGAUUCACCCUCGCGAAAUCUAUCUCUAGAACACUCUUCUCCUCCUCCUCUCCACAAGGACUGUUUUGUUCGGUGCCCUUUUGAUCACAAUCACCUCAUGCCACCGGAAGCUCUCUUCCUCCAUUCACUUCGCUGCCCAAACACUCGAGAUCUCACUCACCUCUUGGGAUCGUUCAGUAGCUACCGAAACACCCUCGAGUUGCCGAUUGAACCAGAGCUGAACAACGGCGACCUCUGUUUCUCCUUAGGUGACGUCAUAGAUUUCGGGAACAACUUCUUCUGCAACGAUUGCCCAGGAGCUGUUAACUUCUCUGAGCUCGAUGCUAAAGCUGAUGAAGAACGGAAGGGACGUCCUAGUUACCGACCUAUUAUUGAUCAUGAUGGUCUUCCCCGACAACGCUUGUCAAAUCAGGUCCUAUCUCUCUCUUGAAGAAAAAAUCAAAGUAGCAUUCUUCGGAGAUCGUUCAGUCAUGACUUUCGCAACUUCUGUUAUGAGGUAUUGAUCUCUUUGCCAUGAAACUGCGUAUCUUUGAAGUUAUAUUUUGAUGGAGACUUUGAUUUGAUUACUUGCCUAGCUGCUUCCUUCUUGAAAUAGAGUAACUACAAUACGGAUUUCGAGUUAUUGUUAUUUCUUCUGAACAUUAUAUGUUUGAAUUGAAGUCAUCGACCCAUAUUUUACUCAACUUGAGAGUUAAAUGACAAAUUUUAUUGAAACUACGUGUAUGUGUGUCAGUAAAGAAAGUGAAAGAUGUUGACUUCUUUAGAAACUUACAAACGAUGGUGGAGUACUAGACUGGGAGUUUUCUUCAGUCAAAAAUUUGAACUUCUCAUCCUACAAUAAGUAGCAUCACGGACUUUGUUUCCCCAGUUGUCUUAGUCUACAGCUUCUUCCACGAAUCUUCCUGAUGGUAAUGAAAGACUUGGAUGGACUUCUCAAUUUCUCAUGCUUUCCUUCUAUAAAUGCUUACUACGCUGAUAAUACAUUUGUUGUGUCCAUACAAAUCUUUUUCUUUUUCAUUCCGCAAAUUGGUUUUUUGUGACGUACCUUUUUCAUCUCUGCUCUUCUGAUGGUUCUUUCUGCUUUGCCUCGCCGUUGUGAACACCAUAUCUUUCCUAGCUUCCACGGGAAAGAUGUGCGUAGAGGCUUUCUCAGCUGCUUACUGAAGGAGUUCAAAGAGAAAGGAAUCGAUGUCUUCAUAGACAAUGACAUUGAGAGGAGCAAGUUGAUUGGUCCCAAGCUUACAGAAGCUAUAAGAGGAUCGUUAAUUGCAGUUGUCUUGAUCUCGAGGAACUACGCUUCAUCAACAUGGUGUCUGAACGAGUUGGUGGAGAUUAUGAAGUGCAGAGAUGAAGAUGAGCAGAUGGUGGAGGUGAUUUUCUAUGAAGUGGAUCCAUCUGACGUGAAAAAGCAGAAGGGAGACUUCGGACAUGGCUUUAAGAAAACUUGUGCAGAGAAAUUAACGGAUGAAGUUGAGAGAUGGAGAAAAGCUUUGCAGAACGUGGCUCAACUCGCUGGUUACCAUACAACUAACUUUGAUGAUGAUGCGGCCAUGAUUGAAACAAUUGUUACCGAUGUUUCCAACAAGUUCAAUGAUUCUACAACAUCAAAUGAUUCCGACAGCUUAGUUGGGAUUGGAACCCAUAUCAGGGAGAUAUCAUCAUUGUUGUCCUUAGAAUCCGAUGAAGUCCGGAUGGUUGGCAUCUGGGGUCCUUCUGGAAUUGGUAAGACGACUAUCGCCAGAGCUUUAUUUAGAGAGCUCUCUAGUAAGUUUACACAUACUGCUUUUAUUGAGAGUAUCAAAGGAAAGUUUGAGCAAAACUAUCGAGACGAGCACACGUUCAUGUUGCAUUUACAAGAACAACUUUUGUCUAAGACCUUAAAUCAGAAAGAUCUGAAAAUAGGUCAUCUGGGUGUGGCAAAAGCAAGACUGAAGGACAAGAAGGUGCUUGUCGUUCUUGAUGAUGUGGAUGAGUUAAAGCAGCUAGAAGCCAUGACUGACCAAACUUGCUGGUUUGGGCCUCAAAGUAGGAUUAUCAUCACGACAAAGGAUAAAAAGCUUUUGGUAGCACAUGAGAUCAACCAUAUUUACCAUGUGGGUUUUCCAUCUACAUCUGAAGCUCUUGAAAUUCUCUGCCUGUCUGCUUUUCGUCAUAAGUCACCGUCACUUGGGUUUGGGGACAUGGCAAUAGAAGUUACAUGGCUCGCCGGUCAUCUUCCUUUGGGUCUACGUGUUUUUGGCGCAUAUCUGCGAGGAAUGUCUAGAGAUCAAUGGAUACAUGCAUUGCCUAGACUUAGGACGAGUCUUGAUGGGGAGAUUGGGAAAGUAUUAAGGUUCAGCUAUGAUUCUUUAUGCGAGGAAGAUCAAGAAUUGUUUCUUCAUAUAGCAUGUUUUUUCAAAGAUGGGUGCAUUAAUGACGUGGUGGAGUGUCUUGCGGAAAGUCGUUUGAACGUCAACCACGGGCUCCAAGUGUUGUUGGAUAAAUGUUUCAUAUCUAAAGACGAACAGGGAUGGUUGGUGGUUCAUAAUUUGCUUGAGCAAUUGGCUAAGGAAAUUGUUCGUAAACAGUCUGUUUCUGAUCCUGGGAAACGUCAGUUCUUGGUGGAUGCUCAGGACAUUUGUGAUGUACUCGAGGAAAAUGCUGGCACUGAAACUAUUAGAGGAAUAGAUUUUGACUUAUCGGAGGACAGGGGAGAAUUAAUCAUUGACGAGCGAGCCUUUGAAGGGAUGUCUAGGCUCCAAUUCUUAAGAUUCAAGAAACGGGGUUUGUAUAGCAACACCAAACUUCUCCUGCCCCAGGGUCUGAAAUUCAGAGCUAGUAAACUUAUAUUUCUUCAAUGGGAUCAGUUUCCGCUGACAUGUUUUCCUCGUGAGUUUCAACCGCGACGUCUUGUCAAACUUAUGAUGGAGGAAAGCAGGCUUGAGAAGCUGUGGGAAGUACCUAUUCCUCUCCCAUGUCUGAAGUUGAUAGAGCUGUCUAGUUCCGACUACCUCAAAGAACUUCCGGAUCUGUCUAAUGCCACUAAUCUCAAGGUACUGAGUGCUGGUUUUUGCUCAAGUCUGUCGGAGAUCUCUUCUAUUGGGAAGUCCACUAGUCUGGAGGAGUUGCAUCUCGCUGGUUGCUUUGAGUUGAUUGAGAUCCCCUCUUCAAUUGGGAAUGCUAUUAAUCUCAAUACGUUGAAUGUCCAGGUGUGCCAGGGUCUGGUUGAACUCCCCUCCUCUAUUUGGAGCCUUAAGAAGUUAAAGAAACUGUUAAUUGCAGGAUGCCCAAAGCUAAACCAUUUGGGGUCACAGUUGAGAAGCUUUCCUGAUAUUUCCGGAAACAUUACAGAAUUUGAUAUGAGUAACACAGCGAUAGGAGAAUUUCCUUCAUCAAUCAUGACUUUUUCGUGUCUUCGUAAACUCUCAGCAAUGUGUGCCGAUUGCCUCAGGGUGUUUCCAGAUGUUCCUGACACCAUCGAAGUGUUACUAUUGCUCAAUACGGAAAUAGAAGAAAUUCCUUCAUCGAUUCAGAAUCUCUCACGUCUCACUCAACUAAGCAUGCCUCGCUGCAAGAAGCUAAAGGUACUUCCAACCAACGUCAACCUGCAAUCUCUCUCUUCACUUGAUCUCAGUUCCUGCACACAAUUGAGAACGUUUCCAGAGAUAUCUACAAGCAUUAGAUAUCUGAAUCUGAGCGAUACUGCUAUAGAAGAAGUCCCUUCAUCCAUAUGGUCUUGGUCUCAUCUUCUUGAAUUGAACUUGGAAGAUUGCCGCAGCCUUCGGGUGUUCCAUAGUUUUCGUGACAACAUCGAAGAGUUGGACUCGGACUUGAGCGAUACGGGAACAGAUUUCUCAGGUGGUGAUAUGGAGACUGUUCUACCCUUACGUAUAAACCUCAAAGGGUGCAAGAAUCUCGUGUCAUUGCCCCACAUUCCGUAUUUUGUCUCAGCCCUUGAUGCAUCUAACUGUGAUUCGCUGGAGAGAAUAGAUGGCUUAGUUAGCAAUCCGGAGAGAUGUCUCAGCUUUGCUAAUUGUUUCAAGCUGAGUGAAGCAGCGAAAGAACUUAUCGAGGUAUCAGAUUGCAAGUUUGCGCUGUUACCUGGUGGAGAACUGCCUGCAGACUUUGAUCACCGAUCAAGAGAGGGUUUACUAACUGUCAGUUUGUGUCAGAGCCCUCUUCCUUUAUUCGUCAGAUUUAAAGCUUGCAUUUUGCUGCUACAUGGCCACUAUAUAAAGGACAAUGAUGCCAUUUGGUAUGAUAAGGACGAGGAAUGGAUGGGUGCCAAUAGGCUUUUCUGUGACAUAUUGUACGUUCAGAAUGGCGUCUAUGUUGGACAUGGAUCAUGCAGGUACCAGCUACCCGCAAUACUUGGAUCUAAGGAGCAUCUGUAUUUCUUGGAAUCUUCCAUUUCAUUAAACCUUCCUGAAACAGAUGUGAAUUUCAGCGAGCUUCGUUUGGAGUUCAAUAUCGCUGGUACAUACUGGGAUGUAAAAGACUUUGCUGUACAGCUCUGGGAAGACCCUGAUGUUGAUGAUAACCACGGAUACUGUGAAGAUACUCACAACGAAGCUGAGUACAAAGAAACUGCAGACAUCAAGAUAGAGAAAAUUUAUAUGGAGGAGCAAUGUGAAAAAGAAACAAUUUAAGAGGUUUCUGUAAUUCAAUGGUUGAAUAGUACAGAGAGCAGAGUUGGGUGCUUGUGUCCUUGUAGCGUAUCUUCGGCGUAUAGGUACAUGUCUUUUGAUCAGUGGCAUUAGCAUCUACCUAUCAGCGAGCUGGUCUGGCUCUCUUGGACUACAACAAUCAGUCACCAAGAUCUGCGUACCUCUCUAAUCAAGAGGGCAUGUUCCUGAAACUGAGAUUUGAUGAUUUUGUUUUUCGAAUUAUGUGAUAUAUCAGUUGUUUGUUUCUAUUUUCAAGCAUCUACUUUAAACAACAUUGGUUAAAUUGACAUGUUAUAGCAUUGUUCACUUGGAACAAGAAUGUAGGAUGGCUGCACUUGUCUGAUCUGGAUUCAUAUUUCUUGCGA